Molecule: messenger RNA, 3015 nt
Organism: Phoenix dactylifera (date palm)
Lineage: Eukaryota; Viridiplantae; Streptophyta; Magnoliopsida; Arecales; Arecaceae
Product: protein WUSCHEL-like
Biological process (GO): plant organ development
Molecular function (GO): DNA-binding transcription factor activity; DNA binding
Source: RefSeq, a predicted model, not a curated record
GUGUGUGUGUGUGUGUGUGUGUGUUGCUUCCAUCACUUGUAAUCAUUUUGUUUGCAUGCCUUCACACCCAAGCAAUUCCUUCUGGACCUAAGCUUUCUACUCCCUAUUUUGUCCCCUUGCCUUUUUAAGCUCCCAUCUGUCAACUUCAGUCCCUCUCUCAAAGAUAUGCAUCUGAUACUCUCAAAUCUCCCAGCCACCCACCCUCCCUCCCUCCCCCUCUUCAAAUACUUGCACCUCCUCCUGCCCCCCAUCCUUCAUUCCAACCCCUCGGUCCUCUCUCUCUCUCUGUCUCUCUCUCGUUGUUCUUAAUUCUUGUGUCAUGGAACACCACCAGUACCAACAACAGCAGCAUGAGGAAAGCAAUACAAGCAGUGUUGUUGGUGGUAGUGUUGGAGGGAGUAAGAGUAACUUCCUCUGCAGGCAGUCCAGCACAAGGUGGAUCCCCACUGCUGAUCAGAUACGGAUACUGAGGGACCUCUACUACAACAUGGGGAUCAGGUCCCCUACCGCCGAGCAGAUCCAAAAGAUCUCCGCGACGCUCCGCAAGUACGGCAAGAUCGAAGGCAAGAAUGUCUUCUACUGGUUCCAGAACCACAAGGCCCGGGAGAGGCAGAAGAAAAGGCUCACUGCGGACAUUUCCAGUACCACCAGCACUCCCAGCAACAGCACCAUAACCACCAUGUCUCCUGGUUUGCAUGGUCCCUGUUCUUCUCCUGGGUUUUAUGGUGUUGGGCAGAUGGGAAGCAGUGGCUGUGGAGGCUCUGUGCUUAUGGAAAGGAGCUUUAGAGUUAAGACAUACUAUCUUGUUCAUCUUGUUUGUUUAUCCUUAUCAAGUAGUUGGAGGAGCUAGCAUUGCACAAGCUAAAAUGUCUCCUACUGACCAUAUCUAAUAGAGCUUAAUUUGUACACUUGGGUGAAACAUUGAUGGUGCAUAAAAAGUUGAGCAUGUGAUGAUAAAAUCGUCGUUUUAUACGAAGAGAAAACAACCCAACAGCUCCUGCGCUCUUUUUGUAGCAGGAAUGUACUUUAGUGUUGAAACUCUCUCAUGCAUUCGUGCAAAAGAGUGAAUCACAUUAAAGGUGGGAAGCAUGAACUCUAGCAUGACAAAAUUGUACCUCUUGGCUCUUUAGGCUCUCACAAGUCACAUCAACAUGCUUAUUUAUUUAAACCUAUUAGAUGGUUUCAUGGUACGACGUCCUUUCCUGUGGGAACAGGAGUGCUGCAUGUCUGGAGGAGGAGGAGAUGGGUCUGGGAUGGAGAGCAGCAUGGGAUGGGUGGGAUUAGAGAGCGCUGCGACGCCAUGGAUGUACCGCUACCCCUUGGAGCACGAAGCAGGAGCUCCGAUGGCGACUCGAGAGAUCGAAACCCUUCCACUCUUUCCCAUCAAACAAGAAGAAGAACAAGAAGGAGAACAAGAGGAGAAAAAAGGGGAAUUCAUCACUCACUGUCAUCUGAACAGCUGCGACAACACCACCACCACCAGCAGCAGCAAUAACCACAACGAUGGCGGCAACCAAUGCCUUCCUGCCUUCUACUGGGGCGGCGGUCAGGCGCAGGACCAACACCACCUCUACAACCACCACCACCUAAACGACGGCAGCGGCGGCGCUGCCGCCCACCAGGCGGCCUCCUUGGAUCUCACCCUCAACUCCUACUACUAUGCUCCCCCGGGAUCCACGUGAUCUCAUGCAUGCCACAUGGCAUCUCCUGGGGAAGUCUUUCUCGGUCUCUUCUGCGAAGAAGGCAGCUUUCCACUUCUACUUCUACUUCAACUUCUCAUCCUAGUGUAGUACUUUUCUGUACCGGACUUCCGUCACUUUGGUUAUUCUUCUCUUCCGUGCCUGUGUGUAAAUAUUUAAGCAGAUGCAGCGAAAACAGUUCUCCUCGGUUGAAUCCACCGUACCUGCAUGCCUUGAGAUUGUUGAAGAUUCCCUGCUACCUCUAUCACAGUACAGUGGUACGUGAGCCUCGAUCUCUCUCUCUCACCUCAGGGUUGAAAACCUUUACCGGACUCAGCCCGUUCUUGGACCCAGCACAGGUUAAUUGGGUUGAGGCAGGACAUUCUAACCUACCACGAGGUACUAACUAGAGGCUCAAUGUGUGUGGCUAGGGUCAUGGAUGGCAUGACACAUUUUUGAUACAUCUUAAUGGGUGUGGUUGGAAAAAAAACAAUUGUUUAGCUAGAAAUUUAGGAGGCAAAUGGCAAUGGCCAAUGAUCGACAAAUAGAGCGAAAUCCAAUGGCUUGCCGAUGAAUCAUGUCGUCCGGGAGCCACUAGAUUCCACUCAAGGCACCGAUAAAGUUAAUCCAUCAAUUGCAAGCAAGUUUAUAAAGAUGCAUGGUAUCCUUGAUCUCUUUAACAAGUUCGAAACAAUUGUAUGCUUUGACCGAAUAGUGUCGGCAAGGGUAGAAUGAUGAAUGAUCUUUUUGUGGGUACCUGGCCAUUGGAUCCUUUUAAAUGGGCCCAGCCCGUUCAGAUACUCAUAAGCUUGGAUUUGAUUUCUUUUGUUGGUUCUAUGGGUGGAUGGAUGGAUGGAUAAAAUGGAGGGAGGGAGAGAGAGCAUUUACAUAUAAUUAAGACCAAAUUAAGUUGCAUAGAUGUCUAGAGCAACAACAAAUUCAGGAGGAAUGUAAAGGGAAAAUUAAAACCACUGGUGUGGGAAUUUCGAUUUGAGAAACUUCCAAUAAAGUGCCAUUUUGGAUCUAGGAGCUAGAAAAGCCAAGAAAGAUUAAGUGAUGAGUAAAGAUAAAUUUGUCCAGUCCCACAGACAAUUAUUUUUGGCGAAUCAAAUCCCUAUCCAUAGAUUAUUUGAGGAGAUAGAAUUGCGAGAAACUUGAGUCAUGCAAGUGGCUAUUGUGGUAGGUGCAGGGUUAUGGGUAAGUUUGUGGUGUCCAUGCCUAAAGAUCUUAGAACCAAGUUUGAGGUCCAUAAAGAAACAUAUAGGCUCCAAAAAUAGCAUCCUUCAGAUGGCUCACUGUUAAAAGAAGUGCAAACAAGGCAGGCUCUAAUGCAAUA